This is a messenger RNA of Amphimedon queenslandica, 3474 nucleotides long. RefSeq names its product ankyrin-3-like. The record is from RefSeq and is a predicted model, not a curated record. NCBI's taxonomy places the organism in Eukaryota, Metazoa, Porifera, Demospongiae, Haplosclerida, Niphatidae. Gene Ontology annotation, cellular component: BRCA1-A complex; BRCA1-BARD1 complex. Bases 101 to 3337 code for a protein of 1078 amino acids. Gene Ontology annotation, molecular function: protein binding; ubiquitin-protein transferase activity. Gene Ontology annotation, biological process: protein K6-linked ubiquitination. The transcript has 20 exons.
UCUCUUUCUCAAGUUCAAUUUAGUCUACCAGCACAUUCAGCUUCCUUGCAAUCACUAAUAUAACUCCAGUCUUCAUUGCAGAGGAGCAAUCUGCUUCAUCAUGUUAGGCAGGAGAACUCAAAGUCUGGGACAAAACGCUCUAAAAUCACAGUUGAGCAUAGCCCAGCAGAGGAUAGCAUCUCUGGAAGGAUACAUUCAAAACAGAGAAAGAGAAUUUCAGAGUACAGCAUCACGUUCACAGCAUGUAAGUACAGUGAGUGGAGCAGUGUCUCCUGUAAUGCAGGGAAGGACUAGGAGGAGGAGAAUGGGACGGACUCAUGCAAAUGUUCUCCUCUCUACAAGAAGCAUUGACUCAAUUGAUGAGGAACAUGAGAGGAAUGACGAUUCUCUGUCUGUUCCUUUGGGUGAAUUUGUUUCCCUUAAAAUCAUUAAUGCUAUCUCUAAAGAUGAGGACAUGCCUACUCCAUUUGUUGUACGUCGGUUGAUAGGACGUGUUUAUCACAUUGGUCCAGAGGGUGUUGUAAUUGGCACCUCUCCCUCUCCCUCCUCCUCUCGUGUUUCUUUACCUGCCGAGUCUCAAAUGGAGAGAGAACACUUUACACUGAAAUCAGCACCUCCUGACUCAAAUGGAAAAUUUAUUUUAAAAGAUUUAACUAAUAAAUCUGGUCUUUCUAUUGAUCACGUGACCAAUCACACGACUACCAUUGAGGAGGGAGUAUUGCUACACUCUGGUAUUUGUUUCACCACUGGUAUCAUUGUAUGGGAGGUUACUGCCCUACCAAAGGACAUUGAACUAACUGCUAAACUAUUCAAUUUAACAGAACUGAGGGAUGUGAUGGGACUCAAACAAAUGAUAGACGCAAUGGAGCCUCCUACUAAUACAAUACCCUCACUUACCAUAACUGGAGCUGAGGAUACAACUCCAAUUGAUGUAUCUUUUACAAUAUUUAACCCUGUGACCCCUCUGACGUCGUUCGACAUCAACACAGAAUACAAGGCUCCUUCGUAUGAGGAAGACGAGAAAUACAAUAAUUUAUUCUCAGCGUCAUCUCAGAAACCCUUUCAACUGGGCGGAGCCUUAUUGGCCCGUCAGUCAGUCCCUGUAUCAGUGGGUCACCACAGACCUUGUUUAAUGCUUCACAUUGCUAUUGAUAACGAUGAUGAGGAUAUGACCAGAUACUUACUGUCAAGAGGAGCCAAUGUUAAUAAACCUGGUGGUGAGCUAGGAUACACAGCAGUCCAUUAUGCUGCUUUGCGUAACAAUGACAAGAUAAUGUCACUAUUGUUACAGUAUGGUGGGGAUAUGGAGAUGAGGAAUAACGAGCAUUUGCCACCACUGGCCCUUACGACCAGCUACACUGUGAGGAAACUGAUAUUAAACUCUAUAUUGCUGUGUGCAGCUGCUGAUGCUGGCGAUAUGCCAGAAGUGACACGCCUACUUUCAACCACGCCCACCAGCCCUAAUGUACUGGGACUGAGACAUAAAAAUGCUCUGCACCUUUCAUCAGCUAAAGGAUACCCUGAAAUAGUUGAGCUGCUAAUAAUGAAUGGGGUUGAUGUUAACAUGAGAGGUGGUACAAGGCAGCGUACUGCUCUACAUUAUGCUAGUAGCAACGGACAUGCACCUAUAGUCCAGCUGUUACUGAGUUCAGGUGCUCAAGAGUUUGUGAGAGACAUAGGAGGAUAUACAGCUCUCAAUCUUUGCCAGGGAGAAGCCUGUCAUCUCCUACACUCUAAGCCAAUGUCUCUAUGCAUUGCUGUACAAAGUGGAGAUGCUGAUCGAGUUAGUAAAUUAUUAGAAGAGCUUCAUGACAAAGAAGAGAAAGAGGAUGAGGGGGAGGAUAUUAUAAAUCUAAGAAAUGAUCAGAAUCAUGCCCCACUGCAUUUAGCAUGCAUAAUAGGAUCAAUGGAGCUGGUUCAGUUGUUAGUGUCUUAUGGUGCAUCCAUUGGUAUUCACGGUGGCAGUGACGGCUGGACACCACUCUUCUAUGCAGCUAUAGCUGGUCAUAUCAAUAUUGUUCAGUUUUUAUUGUCAGUGGGUGCUAACUGUGAGGAAGCGGAUAAUGAUGCCAUCACUGUUAGAGAGAGGGUCCUUAAAGUCAUUGAAGAAACUGAGGAAUGUAUGACACGUCUUAAACAAAGAAAUAGAUCAGAAUCUGUGGUUGAGGCUAGUUUGUUUCCACGACGCUCAGUGAACAUGCUAAGACAGGAGAGUGCUCCAUCAUGUUCUGUGGAGACGCUAUUAGAAUGGCAGGCCACUAAACUCAAUAAGCUUCAGACGGUUUUGUCGCUGUUGACCACUCCCACCGAGAAACUGUUAGCUGCUCUGAAUGACAAAAACCUUGACGAGUUCAUUUCGUUGCUGCAGUCUGGUGUUGUGUCUCCUGAUGUCUUGUUAGAUGAUGUUCCUGUCCUAGCUCAAGUCUGUGAUGAUGGCCUUUAUGGAUUUGCCAAGGCAUUGCUUGAUCACGGGGCUAAGGUAUGUUUGAACGGAUCGACAAGUCAAAUACCAGUUCUAGCAGCUGCCAGUAAUGGCAAUGUGCCUCUACUGAAGCUCCUAAUGGAGUAUGGAGCUGACAUUAACGCUAAAAGUACUGAUACAUUGAGCACUCCACUGCAUGAAGCUGCAGCCAUUAAUAGUGCAGACACUGUCAAGUAUCUGCUAUCAAUUGGAGCUGACAAAGGGAAUACUAAUCAUGCUGGUGAACUGCCUUUUGAUUGUACUAAUGACCCAGAGAUACGCAAGUUACUUGCUAUUGGUAGUAACAGAUUAUUAGUAGCAGCAAUGGAGGAUGACACUGCUGCCAUCACUGAGCUAAUCAAUGAUGAAAGCAUAUCAGUAGACACAGAAUUCUAUCACAAUGGCUACACAGCACUCCACCAGUCCUCUGAUAAUGGAAACAGUGACACUGUUAAGCUAUUGAUAAACCUUGGAGCUGACGUCAACAAAAAGGGUGGUAUGUUCUCUCAGUCCCCAUUACAUAUUGCUAGUUGCAUGAAUCACAUUGAUAUUGCUAAGAUAUUAAUAGAGAAUGGAGCUAAACUGGAUAUCAAAGAUUCCGAAGGAAAGGUUCCGUUUGAAGUGGCUACUACUAAUCAGAUGAGGAAGGUCUUAGUCGAGGCGAGGAAAGCUCCAUCUCUCCUCUCUCCCCCUCCCUCCUCUCAGGACAGGAGCAGCUCCAAUGGACAGUACUGUCUGAUUUGUAUGGAUAAUCCAAUCAACACCAUCAUACUCCCUUGUGGGCAUCAGACAUUUUGCAAAGAGUGUGUGACACAGAUCACACAGUGUGCCUUGGAUAGACAGCCCAUCAGGGAGGUAGUCCCAAUCUUCAGAUAAGAACUGAAUUAAUAUAUAGCUGCACAUUUAUGAGUAUUAUCAUAGCAGCAAAAAAAUUGAAAUAUUAUUUUUGCAUUAUUUUGUAUGACUUUUUUUUAUUUAAAAACUCUAUUUUUUAACUGACAUUCUAUUUACAA